This is a messenger RNA of Sphaerulina musiva SO2202, 681 nucleotides long. RefSeq lists its product as uncharacterized. The annotation marks the transcript as partial. NCBI's taxonomy places the organism in Eukaryota, Fungi, Ascomycota, Dothideomycetes, Mycosphaerellales, Mycosphaerellaceae. The record is from RefSeq and is a predicted model, not a curated record. The transcript has 3 exons.
UACUGGAUUGACGACCACUGGGUCUGGCACGAAGGGAUGCUUGGCUUUCCACAUAUUACUGGCCGUCAUACUGGUGAUCACCUUGCGGAGAUACUAUUCGAAAUCUUACAAGAGUUCGAGAUUGAGUGCCGAUUGACUGCAAUUACGUGCGACAAUGCCUCGAACAAUAAGACCCUACACAAUGCGAUUCCCGACUCGGAGAUAGGAGAGGAUGAGGAGGAGGCAAUCGCGGAGCAUGAUCGAGCUAGCCGUCCCGAGCGAUUUCCCUGCUUUGCACAUACUGCCCAGCUUCCCUUAAAGGCCUUUUUCGACCGCCUAGGGCUCUGUCCGACUAACGACCUUUCCGAAUACUGGGAUCACGAGAAAGAUCGGCAGAUAUUACAGAGGAGGAGAAAACAGAGUAAGCAGAUCAGCCGCCCUCAAGCUGAUAGUAUGCCUUACCUCCUUCUGAAGAUCCGGAAACUUUGCGUCUUUAUCAACUCGAGCUCUCAAAGGUUCGAGCAGUUUAUCCACCUGCAGAAAGAGAUGCUUCAAAAGAAGGAGCCAUUUGCAAAGCACCGUCGGUGGAAUGGCGUUCAAGAUCGGAUCCUAAGGGUCGUUCAAGACGUGAAGACAAGGUGGUCCUCAACAACGUUAAUGCUCGAUCGCUUCAGCAGACUGCAAAGAGUUAUCGAAUCUUAU